AUGGACAAGUCGCUCAACACGGCCAUGCGAGCCAUCCUCCCGGUCUGGAAGACGACGCCGCUCAGCGCCAGGCACCGGGAGGCGGGCAUACCGCCAGUUUCGCACCUGCUCCAGGCGUGUCGAACGCGCUUCGCAGCCCGUCUCAAGUCCUCGACGAAGCGCACCCGCUUGCGGUUCGCCAGCGACCAGCGUGGACCCUUGCAAACUGCGCCGAAAGAAGAAUCGGCGGCAAACUUCGGCGAGUGGCUCCAAUCAGUUGCUCCACGGACAGCAAUCGUCUACUCGGACGGAUCCCUCUCCCGGAGGAGCCGCGGGGUACGGCUAUGCGGCAUGCCGUCAGAUUCCUCCCAGAAGGAGUUCCUGGAAUUCCAGGCCUUGGCCGCAGAACAUGGUGCCACUGAGAUCCGCUGGAUCCCCGGCCACACCAACAUCCCAGGUAACGAGCAGGCAGACGCCUUAGCAAAGGCAGGAACCUCUCAACCCGAGCCUGCAGACGCUCUCCCGACGCUGGCAUAUCUGCGCAAGGUCGCUAGGCAGCGACCAAAAGACGCAUUCAAAGCCUGGUGGGAAGUUUCUGCACCCCAACAGUACAGGGUCCUCGACCUCGAUGCCACGACUGGCUGCCCGCCAGAACUUACCAUUCCACGACCUCUGCUCCACCAUCUGCUCGCAGCAAGAACCCACCACGGGGACUUCGCUGAUUACCACGAAAGGUUGAACCACGACGAUGCGCGACUGACGUGCUCAUGUGGUCGACGAAAGAACCAAAGCAUCUCUUCUAUUGCCGGAAGAUCGCGCCGCGACAUCGGAUGA
Hirsutella rhossiliensis is the source of this 813-nucleotide messenger RNA. RefSeq names its product RNase H domain-containing protein. The transcript has 3 exons. The coding region runs from base 1 to 813 and encodes 270 amino acids. Gene Ontology annotation, molecular function: nucleic acid binding; RNA-DNA hybrid ribonuclease activity. NCBI's taxonomy places the organism in Eukaryota, Fungi, Ascomycota, Sordariomycetes, Hypocreales, Ophiocordycipitaceae. The record is from RefSeq and is a predicted model, not a curated record.